Messenger RNA from Apis cerana (Asiatic honeybee), 849 nucleotides. RefSeq lists its product as uncharacterized. The record is from RefSeq and is a predicted model, not a curated record. NCBI's taxonomy places the organism in Eukaryota, Metazoa, Arthropoda, Insecta, Hymenoptera, Apidae.
AUAACAAAAGGACAGGAUUGUUAAUUGAUUAUUAUUUCAAAACAAUUAAUUAUAAUGACGAUAUACAGGAAGCAUAGUAUAUAGGAAGUUUUUUAUAGCUUUAAAUAUGAUCCGUGCAUCAGUUGAAGAGCAAAGUUGUUUUUAUAACAAUUGUUUAAUGUUUUCUGUUACAAUCAUGAAGUCACCAAUUGAAAAACUAUUAUUAAUAUUUGUUUUAUGUAUCAUCUCAUCUUCAUAUAUAUUGAACGUUAAGGCAGAGAAUAAAGUUACAGUAAAUAGCAUUAAUGUCGAUGUCUCAAAUGAAGAUAUACUCGAAUCUUGGGAUGCUAGUAUUUCAAAUAAUCUCAUUAGUAUAACGCCUAAGAUAAAAAAGGAUUGUCCGAGUAUAUUAAAAAUAGAUAUUAAAAUAUAUCAAAAUGAUCAAUUGGUAAGCCAAAUGACAAAGCAGUUCGAAAAACCGUUCAAGGAUUUGGAAAAUGCUAAUUUGUGCACAUCAGUUGAAUAUAUAGAUGAAGAUGAUGCAUGUUCUAUUGCACCGGGUGAACAAAAUGCUUCAGAUUGCGAUGUAAGUUCGAUGUUCAACAGUAUGAAUCCUGGAAAUUACAAAACUGUAUGCGAAAUGAUGGAAAGUGACACUUUAUUCGCUACUGCGACAUUGGAGGUAACAGUAGAAGAAUAAAAAUAAGAUAAUUGAUGUCACUUGAGGAUUAUUAUUACAUUUAUUUUGAUGUUUACAACAUUUAAUAUUACUAAUUAUAUAUAUGAUUACUUGUUAUUUGUUUAAUAUUGCAACAGUAACUGAUUUUAUCUUUUAAACUAAAUAAAAAUAUUACCAUAGUUAUUACAUAA